AUGACCAUAAUAUCGUCUAGUCCUGCCUUUGACAAUAUCAGAGAUAUUGAACAGAACACAGCAUAUUCACCGACGGAAAACCAAAAUGUGAGCCAACCAAGCGAAGACUACCUCCAUCAACCCAACGAAAAGGAUCACUCGAGUGAUCCGGGCGCCAGCGAUGACGAUGUACGCAAAAUCAAGGGCUAUCGAUGGUUUCUAAUUUGCGCUGCUCUUUACUUAUCUGCAUUGAUGUAUGGACUGGAUACAACGAUCGCUGCGGACAUACAAGGGGCGGUAAUUCAGAGGUUUGGCCAAGUCGACCAACUCGCCUGGAUUGGGACCGGGUUCCCUCUUGGAUCGGUCGCUGUCAUUCCACCCUACGAAUUUCUUUUCACCACGUUCAACAUGAAAUGGCUCUACAUUGCCCGGAUUGUCUUGUUUCAGGGCGGGUCUGCUGUCUGUGGUGGCGCUCCGAAUAUGGGUGCCCUGAUUGUUGGACGUGUGAUUGCUGGUGCCGGAGGAACUGGUAUCUAUCUAGGAGGACUAAACCACUUCUCGGCUAUGACGACUCAAAAUGAGCGUGGCACAUAUCUCGCUGGCACUGGGUUUGUCUGGGGUUUGGGAGCGAUCCUGGGCCCUGUGGUUGGUGGCGGGUUUUCGGAUUCAUCUGCCACUUGGCGAUGGGGAUUCUACAUUAAUCUUAUCAUCGGUGCUAUCACACUCAAAGAUCGACUUCUUAGUCUGGGCUAUGUUGGAUUCAUGCUCAGCGCAGCGAUGUGGGCGACCUUUGCGAUGGGCUUAAUCUUUGCCGGUGGUAUCUGGCAGUGGAAUGAUGGUCGUAAUAUUGCAAUGCUUGUAUUAUGGUGA
Messenger RNA from Penicillium egyptiacum, 849 nucleotides. The record is from the annotation of a GenBank genome assembly. Lineage: Eukaryota; Fungi; Ascomycota; Eurotiomycetes; Eurotiales; Aspergillaceae.